GCGAUACUUGAGCACCCCUCCCCCUCUCUCGUUUCCACCCCGUUUGUGUUUACGUAGCGAGUAGAUAUUUAGGUUUCUAGAAGGCAGGUCAUUGCAGGCCCCACCCAGCAGUGGAGAGAGUGAGUCCCAGAGGGGGUUGCCAGCGAGCUCCUCUUCCUUCCACUCCCCACGGUCCCCGAGUCGAGGGCCCCCAGGGGCGUAUGACGCCGGAGCCCUCUGACCACAACAAACCCCUACUCCACCCGUCUUGUUUGUCCCACCCUUGGUGACACAGAGCCCCAGCCCAGGCCCCGCCCAAAGCACUCAUUUAACUGGUAUUGCGGAGCCACCAGGCUUAUGCUUACCGUAACUCGCUCAGGUCGCUGGGCGUAGCUGCGACUCCGCGGAGUCCCGGCGGCGCGUCCUUGUUCUGAACCGGCGCGCCAUGACCGUCGCGCGGCCGAGCGUGCCUGCAGCGCUGCCCCUCCUCGGGGAGCUGCCUCGGCUGCUGCUGCUGCUGCUGCUGGUGCUUUUGUGCCUGCCGGCCGUGUGGGGUGACUGUGGCCUUCCCCCAGGUGUACCUAAUGCCCAGCCAGCUUUGGAAGGCCAUGCAAGUUUUCCCGAGGGUACCGUAGUAACGUACAAAUGUGAAGAAAGCUUUAUGAAAAUUCCUGGCAAGAAGAACUCAGUGAUCUGCCUUAAGGGCAGUCAAUGGUCAGAUAUUGAAGAGUUCUGCAAUCGUAGCUGCGAGGUGCCAACCAGGCUAAAUUUUGCAUCCCUCAAACAGCCUUAUAUCACUCAGAAUUAUUUUCCAGUCGGUACUUUUGUGGAAUAUGAGUGCCGUCCAGGUUACAAAAGAGAGCCUUCUCUAUCAACAAAACUAACUUGCCUUGAGAAUUUAAAGUGGUCCACAGCAGAUAAAUUUUGUAAAAAGAAAUCAUGCCCUAAUCCUGGAGAAAUACCAAAUGGUCAGAUCAGUGUACCAAAUGGCAUAUUAUUUGGCGAAACCAUCUUCUUCUCAUGUAAUACAGGGUACAAAUUACUUGGCCCAACUUCUAGUUUCUGUCUUACUUCAGGCAGCUCUGUCCAGUGGAGUGAACCGUUUCCAGAGUGCAGAGAAAUUUAUUGUCCAGCACCACCACAAAUUGACAAUGGAAUAAUUCAAGGGGAACGUGACAAUUAUGGAUAUAGACAGUCUGUAACGUAUGCAUGUAAUAAAGGAUUCACCAUGAUUGGAGAUCACUCUAUUUAUUGUACUGUGAAUGACAUUGAAGGAGAAUGGAGUGGCCCACCACCUGAAUGCAGAGGAAAAUCUCUAACUUCCAAGGUCCCACCAACAGUUCAGAAACCUACCACAGUAAAUGUUCCAACUACAGAAGUCUCACCAACUUCUCAGAAAACCACCACACCAAAUGCUCAAGCAACACGGAGUACACCUGUUUCCAGGACAACCAAGCAUUUUCGUGAAACAACCCCAAAUAAAGGAAGUGGAACCACUUCAGGUACUACCAGUCUUCUAUCUGGGCACACGUGUUUCACAUUGACAGGUUUGCUUGGGACGAUAGUAACCAUGGGCUUGCUGACUUAGCCAAAGAAGAGUUAAGAAGAAAAUACACACAAGGACAUAUACAUCAAGGUCAUCAUGAAAAUGAUGACACAUGAGGAGGUGUUAUGUUUGAAGACAGCAGAGAAGGAAAGGACUAGAGACAUUUAGUCAAUUAGCAGGCAAUGCUAAAGACCCAGUUGAGGUGAGUGCUCAUGAAUUUAGAGUGCAAUCAUCAAGCUUGGUUCUGAGUUUUUCUGCAGUCAUAUUUAGCUUUCUAGAUACAGUCUCAGAAAAAACCAGUUGCUUGGAUUUAAUCAUGAUUGGGUGUUCCCAGGUGAAUUUGAUGAUGUGAGUUGAGCAUGUGCACAAGGGAGUGAUUAAAAUGAUGGACCAUAGAAUUUAAGCUAUGUGAGAAGGGAAGUGAAGAUAUAUGAGUGGUAAGAAACAAUGAGUAACAGGAUCAAUAUUUUGUAGGCCUUAAUGGGGUCAUGUCAUUGUUAGACUUGGGGUACUAUUUAGGUUGAACUAGAAUGGUAAUAUGCAGUAGUGAGAAAUAAGAAUGCCUCAAUUGAGGGUAAAACAGAAUUGGCGACCAGAGGACAAAGCAGUCUACAAAUACACUUCCCCUUCAUUUUGGGCACAAAGUUAGACACAUUUCCUGGCACCCUUGCAGUUAAGUGUAGACAUAGGACUGAGUUCUGGCCAAAGGAACAUGAUCAGAGAUGUAUAGCUUUCUAAGUCUAGUCCUAAAACAUUCCCAUAUGCGAUCCUCCUUGCCUCUUUCCCUACACUGAGUUGAUGAAAGUGAUUGUAGUAACCUACUAAGUCACAUGCUAAAGAUAACAGAACCACAGAAAGGAAGGAGCUUGAGUCAUUGCUUUGAGGAGAGCUGUCUGCUGAUCAGGAACACCCACAGUAGAUUUCAUGUGAAGAAGAAAUAAACUGUCAUGUUUGAGUUCUAACAUUUUGGGGAUUGGUGUGUUACGUUAUUGUGGUUGACAUUAUCUAAACUAACACUAAAGCCUUCUAGAUUUUGGUGAUGCAAGGGUUUAGACAGAACUAUGGUUGUGAGAAGUUGAAAUAAAAUAGUGGACAAAAGUACUGGUGAAGAGGAGGCCAUGGAACAUCUUAAUUGACACUGAAAUCACCAAGCAUGGGGAUUCAUGUUAGAGGGGCUAAAAUCUUCAUGAAAUGAGGAGGAGUGGCUUGUACAUCUGAAGAUGAUUGCAAACAAGAAGAUAGCAGGUGCUAUAUUCUGAUGAUACGCGACUCGAAGGAAAGGGUUUUGUGGAAAGGAAGGAGGACGGGUCUGCAAAUAGCAAUGAUGAAUAAAACAGGGCACCAACUUCACCUCUAUGCCUGGUACUAUGUGGAAUGAAAGUGCAAUGAGAUAUUUUUGCCUACCAGAGAUUUGUUUGCACAUUCAAACCCACUGUAUGAUCCUCUUCCACUCCUUGUUAUUGCAAUCCCCCUACUUUGUGAUAACCCACCCCUGUCUGUUGAGGGAUUUGGAACUGGCUCACUGUCUCCCAACCAUCCUGCAAUCUGGUAUUGUCCAUAAUUAUUUCACAUUGACAAGGAGGACUCCUUAUAACAUCUGUGCCUCUGGAUUUUAUUGACCUUUUGAUUUCUAAUGACCUCCUUCACUCUAUCUGAGUCACUCAUCUCCAUGGAACCUUCUUAAAUCACUAAUUCAGGCAUAUUUUCUUGCUCAAUAUAAUCUUUUCAGCUUUCUAGUUUAGUUACCCCAGUAUGUUCAUCAACUCUCCGCCUUCUUCCUAUUUAUAAGUCUGCUGUGAUGGAUAUUUUCUGUUUGUUCAUCCAGAAUCACUCUCUAGCACACUCCAACUUGCUGUGACCUCAGAGGCUGACCUAUAAUGGAGGCUGUGGAGGGGAGAGCUGCAUUCCUUCUAAUUUUUGUUUUGUCUCAAAACACUCCACGACUUCUUACUUUGUCAUUUUUUUUCUACCAUCCUAUCACCAAAGGAUGGCUCCCCUUCCUUUUGCCCUUUUCCUCUUUUAGAAACUACACCUUUCAAAGGCUAUCAACUCAGAUCACAUUAUGUUUAUGGCCCUUUCUUGAAGGUAGUGCUUGUAGUUAGUGCUCUGGUCUACAAGGACACCUUUUCAGCAUUUUCAUUUUUACGGCAGACUCUUACUUUCUGGCAAUGGUUUUGGAGCAAUUUGAGGACUCUGCUAGCUCAGCUUUUUUCUCUUUCAUGAUGUCUUUCCACAGACUGCCCUUGCUCACCACAGAGGCUUCUAGGAGCAGUGUGAAGGACUCCUGGGUUGUUUUUGUUUGUUUUCUUAUAGACAAUUUGAAGUUGGUGCUUUGUCUUCUAGUUAUGUUGAGAAUGUGGUUUUCAUGUGACCACACUUCCUAUUGGCGUGGCUGUGGAAAAUCAGAUGUUUUUAUAUAUUAUUGGUGGGAAUGCAAACUGAUACGGCCAUUUUAUAGGGGAAUUUUCCAAUAUCUAAAAAAAAAAA
Messenger RNA from Nomascus leucogenys (northern white-cheeked gibbon), 4012 nucleotides. It is a transcript of the gene CD55, whose product is annotated as CD55 molecule (Cromer blood group). NCBI's taxonomy places the organism in Eukaryota, Metazoa, Chordata, Mammalia, Primates, Hylobatidae. The transcript has 11 exons. The coding region runs from base 425 to 1567 and encodes 380 amino acids. The record is from RefSeq and is a predicted model, not a curated record.